Messenger RNA from Amblyraja radiata (thorny skate), 4562 nucleotides. Its product is annotated as phosphatidylinositol 3,4,5-trisphosphate 5-phosphatase 2-like. Gene Ontology annotation, molecular function: inositol-polyphosphate 5-phosphatase activity; protein binding. NCBI's taxonomy places the organism in Eukaryota, Metazoa, Chordata, Chondrichthyes, Rajiformes, Rajidae. The transcript is spliced from 29 exons. The record is from RefSeq and is a predicted model, not a curated record. Gene Ontology annotation, cellular component: cytosol. Bases 1 to 3897 code for a protein of 1298 amino acids. Gene Ontology annotation, biological process: regulation of immune response; phosphatidylinositol dephosphorylation; negative regulation of insulin-like growth factor receptor signaling pathway.
AUGACCUUCCGAGAGAAACAGUUCCUCAUUAUCUUGGUCUAUUCUGAGAUCCCAGAAGCAGAAGUUAUUAGAACAACGGCUUUUAGCUUCACUGAUCACCGGGGCGUGAUCACGAUGGCCGCACCAAGUCCACCAUGGUAUCACUUGAACAUCAGCCGAGCCAAAGCCGAGGAACUGCUUGCUAAAGCUGGAAUGGAUGGGAGUUUCCUGGUGAGAGGCAGUGAAUCAGUGGUCGGAGCAUAUGCACUUUGCCUGUUAUAUCAGAAGCAAGUUUAUACAUAUCGAAUCUUACAGGAUGAGGAAGGAUUUCUGGCUGUCCAGACAGAGAAAGGAGUUCCCGUGAAGAAGUUCUCAUGCCUCAUAGAUCUGAUGUUAAACUAUCAGCAACCAUACCAAGGACUGGUGACACCACUGCAGUAUCCCGUGGAGAGGGAAAACGAGAAAGAAAUCAUGGAUGAUUUGUCAGACGGUGAAGAUGAGAAACCAGCCCUGCCCCCUCGUCCAUUCAGUGCUUCCAUCAGCACUUCUACAGAGACAAGAAAUACCUUAGUUCAACAAAUACAGGAACAUUUGCAGGAGGGAUCUGUGAAAAGUGAUCAUGCUACCUUGGUGAAUGACUACUUGAAGAACAAUCUUCAGAAGGAUUUUGAUGCUAUUAGUUGUGGAACCACAUCUCUGUUGCAUCUCAACAAGAGCCUCGUGAAGUUGUGCAAAGACCUAGACAGGGAAAUGGACCUGGUGACGAACAACCUUGAGAUGUUAGUGCAUUUAUUCAGUGUCAAUACUCUCAGCAACCCACCCAAGAAAGAGGAACCUCUCAGUCCGAGCAGUUCCAAUGAGCUUGAAGUCAUCGUUAACAAGAUUAAAAAUCUGGGCAAUUUGCUGUCCUGUGCAGAAGAACGGGUUGUGAAGGGACUGCAACACAUGGCAAUCACACAGAAGGUGGAAUUACCAGCUCUCUUCACAUCGUCUGAAAGCACUGGACGUAAUUCAUCGAAACCAAUCCCAAUACAGAGCUUCGAGGUAAAAUUGGGCAAGACUCAGAAAUAUACGUUGAGUGUUGAUGUGGACGGAGGCAAGCUCCAGAUCUCAAAGAAAGCCACUGGUUCUCCUGAGGAAUCCAUCUCAUAUGACAAAAUUUUGCAGCUGGUUAAAUAUCAGAGCACACCGAACACAUUACAGAUUGUGACCGACAAAGAAAACCAAAAAAAUCAGCAGAGGGACUUCAUCUUUGAAAAUGCACGAAAGCGAGAGGCGUUCUGUCAGUUGCUGCAGCUGAUGAAGAACAUCCAUUCUCAGCAGGAUGAGCCCGACAUGAUCUCUAUCUUCAUUGGAAGCUGGAACGUGGGUGCCGCUCAUCCUCCGAAAAGCCUUGCUUCCUGGCUUAUGUCCAAGGGUCUCGGACGCACACGAGAUGAAACCACAGCCACUAUCGCUCACGAUAUCUAUGUCUUUGGCACCCAGGAGAACUCUCUUGGUGACAAGGAGUGGGUGGAUUUCCUGCGGGCUGGGAUAAAAGAUGUGACAGAACAGGACUUCAAAGUGGUAGCCACACACUCACUGUGGAGCAUAAAAAUCGCAGUGCUGAUUAAAGCAGACCACGAGAACCGAGUCAGUCAAGUCAACGUAUCCAGUGUGAAAACUGGAAUAGCAAAUACAUUUGGGAAUAAGGGAGCAGUUGGUGUUUCAUUCCUCUUCAAUGGGACCUCCCUGGGUUUUGUCAACUGCCACUUGACAUCCGGCAGUGAAAAAGUGGUCAGGCGAAACCAGAACUACUUGGACAUUCUCCGAUUGUUAUCACUUGGAGAUAAACAACUCAGUUCCUUUGACAUUGCCCUACGUUUCACUCACAUCUUCUGGUUUGGUGACCUAAACUAUCGACUUGAUAUGGACAUCCAGGAUAUUUUGAAUUACAUCAACAAAAAGGAAUUUGAAGCAAUUCUGACUGUUGACCAACUGAACUUAGAACAAGAGAAAAGUAAAGUGUUCCUGAACUUCAAUGAGGAGGAGAUCACUUUCCCUCCCACCUAUCGAUAUGAACGGAACACCCGUGACAUUUACUCAUGGCAGAAGCACAAAACCACUGGGAUAAGGAUAAAUGUUCCAUCUUGGUGUGAUAGAGUCUUGUGGAAAUCCUAUCCAGAGACGUAUAAUCAGUGUACGUCAUAUGGCUGCACAGAUGACAUCAUGACCAGUGACCAUUCACCUGUUUUUUCAACUUUCGAAAUUGGAGUCACUUCCCAGUUUGUGUCAAAAAAAGGCCCUGGUAACAAUUCUGGACAAGCCUGUAUUGAGUUUGAAAUUAUUGAGGUCAUCCUGAAGACAACUUGCAAAACAAAGUUUUUCAUUGAAUUCCAUUCAAGUUGUUUAGAAGAAUUUAAGAAAAGUUUGGAUAAUGGUACACAGCUCUGCAUUCAACAUGGAUUCUUGAGAAUUGAAUGGUCUGCACAUCAGUUGCCAAUGUUGUCUCCAAUUCUGUCUGAGAUUGAGUAUCUACAAGAUCAGCAUCUGCUAUUGACCAUAAAAUCCACAGAUGGAUAUGAAUCCUAUGGAGAGUGCUGUAUUGCACUGAAGUCUUUGAUAGGAAGCACGCCACAGAUGUUUGAGACGGGACUAUCUCACCUGGGAGAUGAGUCAGGAUCUAUCCGGGUGACGAUGAGGGUUGUUGUUCCCGCGGAGCGUAAACGGACUCGGGAGCGUCUCUAUGAGUGGAUCAGUUCCGAAAGGGAUGGGAGCAAAACUUCAAAAGAUGCCGCUCAAGUGUCUAAAACGAUGCAGGAAUUCACUGGGAGAAGCAGUGGGAAAAAUGCAGGCCAGAGCUCAGCGUUCUCUGAAGAUGUCAGUGCCAUGUUUUCCAAUUGCCCCGAUGAUCAAGGGACGCCUGCCCCAGGAAGUAAAGGGAAAGGAAGUGAAGAGGUCGUUCAGCCAAGGCUGAAACCAACUUGCACAGCCGAUGAUGAUCCUCAUGCAAACAGCUUCAACAACCCGGCCUAUUUUGUACUCGAGGGACUCUCUUACUCCCACACUGGAACGGGCUGUCAGGAAAAUCCAGGGAACCCGGUGUCGAAACCUAUCCCAAGGAAUAAAACGCACCCUCUUCCUCCAACGCCAAUGGAGAAGCCUAAGGAGUACUCACUCCGACAUCUAAUCAACGAAGGUGCUUCCUCUGAGCAUGAAGGCCCUUAUGAUCAAAACCAACACAUGUUCCACAAAAUGAUGGAGGUGGAAAUGCAGAACAAUCCCCUCUAUGCCAGUUCUGAAGACGUGUGGAGUAAAUCAGCCCAAGCUGCCACGGUCAAGGUGGGGCAAGAGAGGCUGAAGAACACGGCACCAGUUAGGGACCUCAUUGACUUCAAAUCUCGCACGGCAGGCCCGAGAAUCAAGCCCCCAGUGGCGGCGAAGAACAUGCCACAGGCUUCCCUGAUCAGCGAGGUCAGAGACAAGAUCAGCGACAGGAGGUCAGAGGAACAUUCUGUGGGCCCCACGGCAAAGUCAUUGAGUGAUAAGGACCGGCAGACCAACAGAAGCGAGCUACCCAUUCCAGUUCGUGAACGUCCGGCCAAAAGCCCCCGACUGCCGGCGAGAAACAAAGCGCCCGAGGUUCAACCUCGACCCGUACGGGCUGAUCACGGGCACCUGAAUGUACCUCCACCACUGCCCGUCAAGAGCAGGACCAUGGAGUUUGGGACUUCUGAGAACCGAAACAGUUCUUGUAUCAUCUCAGAUUUUCUGAACCACUUGGGCUUGGAGAAGUAUGAAACUGGUCUGAUUGAGAAUGGAUGGGAUAACUUGGAAUUCUGGAGCGAUAUCACCGAUGAUGAUCUACGAGAAGCGGGUGUUACUGAUGCCACUCACAGGAAGACCCUACUGGAACAAACAUCACAAAACAAGCUUUGAAGAUGGUGCAGUGAUGAAGGAAGGGGACCACCGGUUACAUUUUGUUGACUAUUACAUUUUGUUUUGGAACAAACAAAAAAAAACAUUUGAUGAUAUAUUGAACCAGACCACAUCUUAAUUGUUCUUUAAGAUGGUUGGGAGGAACUGAGUGUCUAUAAGUGAAUGGAAGUUGUUGUAUAUAAAUCCAGCAGGGGAUGUCCUGGCAAAAUAGCAAUGCAUUUGCCAAUUUAGUGCUGGAUAGGGAAGAUCCUCUCCUUGAUAUUUCCUGCCCCAAUGAUAUCUGGAAGCUGACCCAGGAUUGGGAGAAGGGAUUGUCUAAACUGGGAACCACACUCUUGAGAAUCAGUGGAGGUUGGCAUGUCGUAGAGGUGAAAGUGCAGGACAUUUGCACCCCUCAUGGGUGCAGUAAUAAUUCUGCAAAUAACCAUGACUCCUAAAGGCCGUGUUUAGAAAUUAAGAGUUCCCAUUCUUCACAAGCUAAACAGCAAGUUGUACAACAAGAAAUUCCUGCUUAGAAGUAUAAGACCUAUCAGAUAACCACAGGUAUUCAGAAUGUAUGCGUUGCCGGUGGAAAUAUGGGGACCAACACCGAUUUAAACCUUCCUGUGCAGAAAUGAGCAUCACAAACCAGGCAUCUCUCCAUAGUCUCAGAAGGGACCACUAAG